AUGACGUCCCCCAUGGGCAAGCCUCUCAUGCGCAUACCCUACACCGAGCUCUUUGCGCCGCCGACCCUGAUCCCCCGCAACGCAAACACCCUCCCCGGCGCCGUCGCCGCCCUCACGCGCUUCCUGACGGCGCCGGUCGCCGAUGGACGGUCGCCGACGACCGUCAUCCUGUCGGGUGCCGGCCUCUCCGUGUCGAGCGGCCUCGCCGACUACCGCGGCGCCAAAGGCACGUACCGCGUCAACAAGACGUACCGGCCCAUCUACUACCACGAGUUUCUCGCGAGCCAUGAGGCCCGCAAGCGCUACUGGGCCCGCAGCUUCCUCGGCUGGCCCUCGCUGCAGCGGGCCCGCCCCAACGCCGGCCACCGCGCCAUCGCGGACCUCGGCGGCACCACGGACAGCAGCAGCAGCAGCAGCAGCACCGGCUCCGGCCUCGGCCUCGUCAGCGCCGUCAUCACCCAGAACGUCGACAGCUUCCACCCGCAGGCCCACCCGCACAUGCCGACCCUCGAGCUCCACGGCUACCUGCGCAACACGGUCUGCGUCACCUGCCGCAGCGAGUUCCCGCGCGAUGCGUUUCAGGCCGAGCUCGCGCGCCUGAACCCGGCCUGGGCCGCCUUUCUCGAAGAGGUGCUCGCCUCGGGCGCCCUCGAGACGGAGGACCCGGACGAGCGCCGCGCCAGGGGCAUGCGCACCAAUCCCGACGGCGACGUCGACCUCCCCGGCGCCCCUUACACGACCUUUCGCUACCCGGCGUGUCCGAGCUGCCUCGCGCACCCGCCGCCACGAGCUGCUGAUGGUGACGGAGUUGACAGGGCUGCAGGGGCUCACGUCGUCGAGGUCGACGGCGACGGCGCCUGGAAGCCGGGCCGCAGCACGGCAGGCAUUCUCAAGCCGGCCGUCAUCAUGUUUGGCGAGAGCAUACCGGCCGAGGUCAAGGCGGCGGCCGAGGCGGCCGUUGACGGCGCCGGGCGGCUGCUCGUGCUGGGGACGUCGCUGGCGACCUUUUCGGCGUGGCGCAUCGCCAAGCGCGCGCUCGACCGCGGCAUGCCCAUUGCCGUCGUCAACGUCGGCGGCGUGCGCGGCGAGGAGCAGCUCUUUGCGGGGGUCGACUGGAAGCAGACGGGCGAGCAGCGGGUGCGCGUCGAGCUGUCGACCGACAAGGUGCUGCCGGCUGUCGUAGAGACGCUGCGCAGGACCAACGGCGGCACCGGCGUCAAGGUGCCGAGAGACGCGGCCCCGGUGGCGUCCGAGGUGCCGAGGGGAAACCAUGGCGCGUUCAAGGACAUGUUAUCAUAG
Molecule: messenger RNA, 1299 nt
Organism: Verticillium nonalfalfae
Lineage: Eukaryota; Fungi; Ascomycota; Sordariomycetes; Glomerellales; Plectosphaerellaceae
Exons: 1
Coding region: 1-1299 (432 amino acids)
Molecular function (GO): NAD+ binding
Source: RefSeq, a predicted model, not a curated record